Messenger RNA from Gloeophyllum trabeum ATCC 11539, 1944 nucleotides. RefSeq lists its product as uncharacterized. Bases 58 to 1722 code for a protein of 554 amino acids. The transcript is spliced from 7 exons. The record is from RefSeq and is a predicted model, not a curated record. NCBI's taxonomy places the organism in Eukaryota, Fungi, Basidiomycota, Agaricomycetes, Gloeophyllales, Gloeophyllaceae.
GAAUUUCCGCUUGCUUCUUUCUUUACACCACACAUCUCCGGGUCGCGCUGCGACACUAUGAGGUCUAAGACUACACCUCUUGACACAAACGCUGAGAAGAAAGGCCAUGUCUGUCCACCCUCUAACGCUACGCACCCUGCAGACCGUUGGGAGAGUCUGUUUGUGUACUCCUUCAUCUGCAAGUUUACCGACCUCCGGGGAAAUGUUGAGGGUUUGCUAACACCAAUGGACUUUGAAGAGGCACUGAUGCUGAAAGUGCCCAAUGCUGUCAUGACCGCGAUACUGGCGCGUUUCGUACGGAACUUGCGGCCACAGACGCGUAAUGUCGGUAUGGAACAUAUAUCCAGCACGGUCGCCGCUAUCCUGUCAGACUUCCUGAAGUCGUCGGAGAGGACAGUGUUUUGGAAUGAAGAAUUGAAAGCGAACGUGGACCCGUUCCAGGGGAUAGAGGGGGGUUUCUUUGCUGCGGAUUGGGACCUGAAACUCAAAAUCCUGCGACAGCUUGUGGAACUACAGCUGUGUCAUUCAACAGAAAUCAAGGGCUUGAUUGAUCGCGCGUGGGGAGUGGUUCACAACAAGCACAAGAAAAAGGAGAUGCCCCCGGAACCACGACCUGAUCCAUCGGAUCCCUAUAGCCAGGAGAACCUGCAACUCCUCCCAAUCGGUCAGGAUGCUACGCGCAAGCGAUACUGGGUGGCAGAUGAUUCCCCUCGUCUGUAUCUCUCCACUAAUCCGUGGAAGAUUACCGCUACCUUUCAGAGCAUCUCUUCCACGCGUGAAGAGUAUGUCGGCAUCAUUGAAAGGCUAAAAGCGGAAGGACCCUCGGAGCCCAAAGAGGGCGAGAAAAGGUCCAAAUUAGAAGUGGCUCAUUUAGCACUGGUCAAGGCCUUGGAAGGUCGCCUCCCAGCAAUAGAUGCAGAACUGGCGAGAAUUGCCAAAGCACGACGGAAGAUGGAACAAAAGCAAGUAUUCUCAGAACAAGCAGAGAUCAGGCAAACGCGACUUCGUCGAACUACGCGCAGACUUGAUUAUGCGCAGAUGGACGCAGGCGCCAGUGAUGAUGAACUGGAUGACGAAGAAUAUCAAGACAACACUGUAGAGGUGGAACGGUUUACGAACUCGCGAUCCACUACGCCUAGCGGGACGAGUAGUCGUCGCAUGUCUGAAGCACCGGAACGCCGGCGGUCUAGUCGGGCGGCCGCCGUAAACGGUAAACGGGGUUCAACAGACGACGUUUGGAGUCAGUGGCGGGGUGAACGGCGAUCGAGUCGACUGGGAGCACCUUCCGGAACUCAGUUAGACGAGCCACCUUCCAAGAGGGCACGUACAGAGGACAGCACUGUCAGCGCGAACUCAACCGAGCCUGCGAAUGGUUCUUCAUCCAAGGCGGGAGGCGCUGCUUUGAAGCCAACAGAAGUGGCUGUGGAUCAUGUAGCGGGCAAAAAGAAGAGCAGGUUUUGGUUCUACGCUGUGGAACCCAUUCCAGGUCAGGAACCGGAGUCGGCGCAGACGUCGAAUGGCCAUAGUCAGCCGGAUACAGGUGCCAAUGGAGACCACCCUGCCAAUGGAGAUCAUCCUAACGGAGACCAUCCUACCAACGGCGACAGUUCUGCGACGGAUGUCAAUAGCUACGAGAAGUCUGCAAAUGGCACGAACGGGAAUGGGAACGAAAGAGCAUCGCAAGAAAGCCCUUCUCUACAUUCAAGCGUGGAGGAUACGUAACUUUCUCAUUUAUCCUGUGGACGUUUGGUUUGCAUUUAUUAUCCUGCAGCGUUCAUACCCUAUAAUUGCAUCUAGUAUCUGUCCCAAGCCGCAUCCUUACACUCACUAUCUUUGUUUUUCGAGACGUUUUGCCGUGUAUUAUAGUACAGGUAGGCCAUGUAUGUCGCAUAUUAUUGUUCAGUCAAUGCACCAUUGAAUACAAUCACUCGAAUUAUUAAGCUA